ACACAUACAUGAAUAUUUAUUCGCGAAUGCGAUGCUCUAUAAAUUCCUAAAAAAUCAUCACUGAGUGCAUGUUGUUAGAACCAGUAGGGAGGUUCGGCGGGAUGUUUUUAGAUGACCGGGUAGGGAGGAUCGAUGGAAGAUGUGCGUGGCCGCUUCAACAAGUCGCUUAUGGGGAUGGCGUUGUGCGGCAUAUUCAACUGGCUGGCAGACGAGCCUGAUCUGGAUCUAGUGGAAUGGUCCACCGGACUGGCCAAAAGAGUCUCUGCUGUGCGUGGCUCCGACGCCACGCGUCUCUCGGCUGCCCUCUCCAACUGCUCGAGCAUCUCGAGCUUUUCAAGCUUCUCGCUAAUGGACCGCAGCUCUCGGUCCAUCAUCUGGGGUCCCAUGCGAGGAGAUACGUUUGCUGAAAACACUGGCGACACUUCGCCCAGCCGGUGACUGUGGUUACUGAGAUUGCGGUGGUGCUCAGGGUGUGGGCCCCUGGAUUUAGGGGCAUUUAUGGCCGGAGUAUUUAUGGCGUUGCCAAUCCACACAAACCGCAAAAACCGGUUGGUCAACUUGUACUGCCGGUACACCGUCUGGUUGUCGAUGGAAGAACGGCGUCUUCAAGUGACCGCCGUGGUACGAGCUGGCAAGUUCCAUGUGGAACUGGUGGAUGGAUGCAAUAAUCGAGUGUACAAGGCCAUUAAAACUCGAAACCUGGCUCAAACCCGCCAAAACAUGGUUGGUGAGAACCGAAUUCAUAAGGGCCACCAGAACCGCCGGGUCGACGAAGCGCACCUCAAACACGUCGAUGUUGGCGGUGUUGGUGGUGUUAUCCAAGAUCCGAGUAAAGGCAUUGCUGACGUAGUAGUAGCUCAACACCAAGCAGCCUCUGCCGUAAAACAACCACACCUUAAACAAGAAUGCCACCACGCUGGCUGCCUGGAACGCCGAUGCGUCGACCGUGCGAACCAAAAGUGUGUUUUCGGCGUUGGAUAUCAAAAUGUAGUAGAUCCAGUAGUUCAACAAGAACCGGGCGUGCUGGACGUUCUUGGAGUCGGGUCUGGCGCCGAGGUGGUUCAAGGCCUUGAUCGAUAGAAGCAUCGGGUACACGAAGCACACGGCCAGUGACGCUGCCCAAAGAAUAUGUGAUAUCAUUUGUACUCACCACAAUCGCAAAUAAAGGCUGCAAUUAUACUGGGACAAGCGUAGAAAGAAGGCCACUUAGAUACAAUAGCGGGUAGGGUAGGAAUAGAGCCACUUAGAUACAAUGGCAGGUGGGAUGGAGGAAUGUGUGUUGAUUCUCGAACGGGUAAACUCUGUUUCUAGAAGUAUUUGGCUUGUUUGACAGGAAUAUGUAAAUGCAGCGCCAGUAAAUGAGAUUGAGAAGUUGGAAUUUGUGUACAGGCACCUAAACUGGAGAGCAAUACCUAGACACUUGCUUUAUAAGUUGCUUUAACUUGCUUUAACUUGCUCUAUAACAACUUGCUUUAUAAGACAAAUGGGUAGGGAACAUAAGACGGGCGAGGAAGAUGAGGGUGACGGUGUCCGAUAACAGGCGUUUACCGAUGUGGAUUCCGCGAGAUUUCCUGACCGAUCAUUAAUGUGUCACUCAUACGGCAUACGAGCUGAGACGUCACGGCCAGGGGUGGUAAAGGCGGCUAUGUGAACUCUGAUCGGUGAGGGCGGUCAGGGUGAAUCCGCCAACAAUCGGCCAACAAUCGGCCAACAAUAUGUGAGAAGGCCUUUGCAUGACACGGCCAUUGUGUAGUAUUGUCAACCGACUGCGUAAAAUGAUCUCGCUUGUGUAGCGCGCUAUAUACAAUAGGUUCACGAUGGUGUUCAUUUGGGGCUGCGAGUUAUCGGAUUUAUAUAUUAAAUAAUUAUGGAUUAGAUAUUAAAUUGCAGUGCAUAAAAUAU
Messenger RNA from Yamadazyma tenuis ATCC 10573, 1902 nucleotides. Lineage: Eukaryota; Fungi; Ascomycota; Pichiomycetes; Serinales; Debaryomycetaceae. The record is from RefSeq and is a predicted model, not a curated record.